AUGUUCUUCCAACCGCGCGCUGAAAAUGAGACGACAAUCCCCGUACCAAAAGUCCUAACGACGGGCGGAUUCGACGGCAAUGAUGGCCAGUGGACUUCCUUCAUUUUCAACAUCGGCAGUGACGACAAUGGCCAAGGGGGCCAGGACUUCCGACUCCUCAUCUCGACUUCGAGCCAGAUGACCGUAAUACCGAUGCAGGCAGAAUGGUGUACAGUACCAACCGAGGAUGAAUGCGCAAAGGCUCGCGGAAUCCAGAACUUUCAAUCAAAACAAAGCCGAGGCUUUGAUUCAGUAGCCGCGAAGACAUGGAAACAGUACGGACUUUAUGAUAUUCCGCUGAAAUCGUUUCUAAACAUCGAAUGGACCCCAGACAGCAAAGUAAACGGAUCGUACGGUCUCGCAAAUGUUGGGAUAGGACCCACUUCGCCUCAGAGCUUGAUGUUGCCAUCUGAACUCGUCGCCCAAGUGAACAGUAAAGACCUUUUCAUGGGAUCCUUUGGACUAUCGAACUCCGCGAUAAACCCUGGCAAUGGACCAAUUGCUCCUUUCUUAGUAAACUUUAACGGGUCUUCAAUUCCGAGUCAAUCGUAUAGUUACACAGCAGGCGCCUCAUACCACUUAGGGAACAACAGUAAAGGUGUUCCCGGAAGCGCAAUUCUAGGAGGACGUGACGAGUCGCGUUAUACUACCGAAGGGACUUCGAUACCUUUCCCUAAUGCUGGCAACCAAACGCUAGUUGUCGGAGUACAGGACAUCAACUUCAGGCCGGAUCAUGAUAUUGACUCUAAUGAAUACUCACUGAUGAACGGGACCCAGGGAUUCUUCGCCGUCGUCGAUUCUAAUCUUCCAUACCUCUUCCUCCCCAACACCAUCUGUGAUCGGUUCAAAGAGAGUUUUCAACUAGAUUAUGACUCGAAAGCGAACAUGUAUUGGGUCAGCGAAUCGGCACAUGACUAUAACACACGACAGAAUGCUACCGUCUCUUUCAAGAUUGGCAAAGACACAAACAGCAAGCAAUUUACUUCAAUUGUCUUGCCAUACGCUGCACUCGACCUCUCAGCAGGGUUCCCACUAAAUGGAUACAACAACAACACGGGGAGGAGAUUCUUCCCUAUGAAGCAAUCAUCGACCGGUGUCUUUGUCCUUGGUCGAUCCUUCCUCCAGGAAGCAUAUCUCACUGUAGACUAUGAGCGCCAAAACUUUAGCCUAGCCCCAGCUUACUUUUCCGACCCUAUGCCCCCCACUCGUAUCCAACCCAUCUUGUCGACGAACUAUGUUGCUCCGAAAGAGUCACCUUCAAAUUCACCUUCGGGAGGUGGAGGUGGAGGUCUUGCUCCCGGCACCGUUGCUGGAAUUGUUGUCGGCAUCGUUGUCGCGUUCCUCCUCGGGGCACUCGUAGCGUUCCUGUUCUGGAAAAAGAAGCACAAACAAAAGGCCGCUGAACAAAAGGCCGCCGAAAUCGACACUGUGGACGCCGGAAAUGAAAUUAAGCACCGCCGCGUCUCAGAACUAGACGGUGAGCCUCCGGGAUCUCCAAAGCCUGAUGGUGGAUACUACGGCCGGGAUCAAAAAGAUGGUGUAAUACCAUUCCCACCGCUGCAUGAGGCCGUUGAAAUGGACAGCCCUCCAGCUGAAUUGUACAGCCCUCCAAUAGAAAGCGGAGGAUUCUCGUCACUUUCGGGGCAAACAGAGGGUACGGAUUACUUCGGGGCUGGGGGAGCUCCUCGACGACGUGGCGCAACAAGAGAGUCAUCAGGGAAAAACACACCCGCGAUUCCCGAGAACCGGGUGCACGAGUUACCGGGCGACGAUGGGAAAUUUAUGAUUCAAGGAGAGCAUUUUGAAGAGGUUCUAAGCCCGAAUCAAAGCCCCGGCCAUAGUCGCGGUCCUAGUGAAGCAACUGCACAAACGGGGAUAGACACGGUGGUCUCCGCUCCUGAUGCAGAUGCUCCCGUCCGUCGACCAAGUCAGCAUAUUCGAGGUCCAAGCGAUGCUCCGACUGAAAGCACUGCGGUCUCAGAGCCCACAGCUGAGCAGAGGGAAGCCUGGGCCCAAGACACGGGACCUAGGAGACCGCUAUCUGAGUAAGGGCAAUAUCGUGUUUUUAAAGAGAUGGAUGGGAUACACAUAGAGGAAUUGAAAGGGAAAAAUGUGACGACGGGAUUAUUUUCUCUACUUGUCUUCUAUUUUUGCCUUUGGGCACUGGGCAUGAAGAAUGAAGGUGCUUAGCUAUUCAGGAGUUUUAUUUGGGGUUAAGGCUGAUUGAUACCCCACACGCUCGCUUUCAACUCUGUAAACAUAGGUGGAAUUUUGUAAUGAGUUUCGGCUUCGGCUCAGCAGAUGUAGUUUGCUUUCUUUCAGUUCGCGAGCCCAAUAAUUCAGUUACUGUCUGUCAUG
Messenger RNA from Lindgomyces ingoldianus, 2397 nucleotides. RefSeq names its product acid protease. The coding region runs from base 1 to 2088 and encodes 695 amino acids. NCBI's taxonomy places the organism in Eukaryota, Fungi, Ascomycota, Dothideomycetes, Pleosporales, Lindgomycetaceae. The record is from RefSeq and is a predicted model, not a curated record. The transcript has 2 exons.